Molecule: messenger RNA, 2657 nt
Organism: Spizellomyces punctatus DAOM BR117
Lineage: Eukaryota; Fungi; Chytridiomycota; Chytridiomycetes; Spizellomycetales; Spizellomycetaceae
Product: acetyl-CoA carboxylase, biotin carboxylase subunit
Exons: 7
Coding region: 209-2299 (696 amino acids)
Cellular component (GO): mitochondrion
Molecular function (GO): ATP binding; methylcrotonoyl-CoA carboxylase activity; metal ion binding
Source: RefSeq, a predicted model, not a curated record
UGUGCUUGUUGUUGUUCUGGUGUUGUUCAACUCUUGUUUUUUUCUUCUUUCUUACACUUGGUAUCUGUACUGUACACACUUGCAUACAGUUUACAAGCGGGCAGACUGAGAACGAGAGAGAGGCUUCCUUGUUUUCAACAAAACAUCUUCACACUUGCACAUUCUGUCAAUUUUCGUUUUCUUCCCAACGACAAACGGACAAACCAACAUGUUUUCAAUGCUCUACAUUUCCUCACGCAUGACCAUGACGGGACGGGUGGUGUCGAGUAGGUGGAGAAUGAGUUAUCGAGCAGCCUCGACAACACCCACCCACCCCCACUUUAACAAAAUCCUCAUUGCAAACCGCGGUGAAAUCGCCUGCAGAAUCAUGCGCACCGCCAAACGCCUCGGCGUCAAAACCGUCGCAGUCUACAGUUCCGCCGACGCGUCCGCCAUGCACGUCCAAAUGGCCGACGAAGCCUACCACAUUGGCCCUGCACCUUCUUCUGAAAGUUACUUGAACGCGAACCGGAUUCUGGAUGUAGCCCACAAGAGCGGCGCGCAGGCCAUUCAUCCCGGGUACGGCUUCCUAUCCGAAAACGCGGCCUUUGCGACUCAAGUCACCGAAUCUGGUCUAGUGUUUAUUGGACCCCCUGCUCAAGCGAUUCUAUCCAUGGGGUCCAAAAGUGAGAGUAAAAAGAUUAUGCAGGAUGCAAGUGUGCCUGUUGUGCCAGGGUACCAUGGUGAGGAACAGAGUGUGGAGAGAUUACAAGCCGAGGCGGAGAGGAUUGGGUAUCCGGUUUUGAUCAAGGCGGUCAAAGGGGGUGGUGGCAAGGGCAUGCGGAUUGUGGAAACACCCCAAGAUUUCAAAGACAUGCUCGAGUCUGCCAAACGGGAAGCCACCAAAUCGUUUGGAGACGAUACAGUCCUUGUCGAAAAAUACCUUACUCGACCCCGCCACGUCGAAGUACAAGUCUUUGCCGACACCCACGGAAACGCCGUCUACCUCUUUGAACGUGACUGCAGCGUACAAAGACGACACCAAAAAGUCCUUGAAGAAGCACCUGCUCCGGGUUUGUCCCCGGAAUUACGGGCAUCGUUGGGUGCCAAGGCGGUUGCGGCUGCAAAAGCGGUGAAUUAUGUUGGAGCUGGGACGGUGGAAUUUAUUUUGGAUACGCUUGAUGAUCGGUUUUAUUUUAUGGAGAUGAAUACUCGACUCCAAGUAGAACACCCCGUAACAGAAAUGAUAACAAACACCGACCUCGUCGAAUGGCAACUCCUCGUCGCAUCCGGGAACCCCCUCCCAAAAACCCAAUCCUCACUAGAAAUAUCCGGACACGCCUUUGAAGCUCGUAUUUAUGCCGAGAACCCUGCCAAAGGGUUUUUACCCGAUACGGGCAAGCUUUUUUAUAUGAAGAUGCCUGAUGCUGCGCCGAAUGUGCGGGUUGAGACGGGUGUGAGGCAGGGGGAUGAUGUGAGUGUUUAUUAUGAUCCCAUGAUUUCGAAACUGGUUGUGUCGGGUCCGAACCGUACUGAAGCGCUACGCACGCUACGUAACGCAUUAAAUGAUUUCCACGUCGCAGGUCCAACAACCAAUAUCCCCUUCCUAACCUCCCUGGCUACCCACCCCUCCUUUAUCUCUGGAGACAUUUCGACGUCAUUUAUAGCCGACCACGCUGACACGCUUUCGUUAUCUGCACCCAUCACCCACGAAACCCUCGCUCAAGCCGCCAUGGGUCUCGUCUCAACUUGUUCCAAAACACCAACAGAAACAACACCGUGGACAACUCUCCCUUCAUUCCGCCUCAACCACCCCCAGACCCGAACUCUAACCCUCCACGACCAAAACUCGACUCCCCACAAAGUCACAGUCACCACAGACCCCCAAACCCAAACCCACACUCUCACCACCAAAACCCCCACAUCAACACGUACAUUCUCGUCCGUAACAGCUCAUUACAACCCCACCACCCAAAUCCUAACCACAACCCUCGACUCAACCCGUCUUACAACCCCCUUUAUCCAAACAGACCAAACCCUCCACCUCCCACCCAUAACGCUAUCCAUCCCAACCAUAACCCACACCCACGCAGAAACGAGUGCAAACACAAUAAAGACUCCCAUGCCGUGCAAGAUUUCCGCUAUACAUGUCGUAAAAGGCGAUACGGUUAAAAAAGGUCAAGUGGUCCUCGUGUUGGAAGCAAUGAAAAUGGAGCAUGUUGUUAGAGCUCCUGGGGAUGGAAUUGUUAAGAGGGUUUUUGGAGUGGUUGGGGAUGUUGUUCCUGAGGGACGGGUUUUGGUUGAGUUUGGUCAGGUUUAGAUUUUGGUUUUCUGUUUGUGUGUGUUUGGUUGGUCUGUUUUGUUUGUUUGUUAUCUUGCUAUACAUGUCGUUCAUCAAAAACCCAAGUGGUGUCCUUUUUUUUUUUGGACGCAAAUUGGUAGAGUUGCCUGUGUGAUGAUGGAAUGGCUGUGAGGGAUUGAUACGGUAGGAGCAUAUUGCAUGAACCUAAAAUGCAUACUCACAAAAAUUUAAAGUAAAUGAUGCUACUUUUUUUGUUUUUUAUCGCCAUAACUAUUCUGUGUUUUCUUUGACGACAUUCAAAAUAAAUAGCAUAUUGCCAAAAAGAAAAAAAAAAUAAAAACAAUUAUUUGCAACUCUGUUUAAAAGAUUAUAUAAC